Peromyscus eremicus (cactus mouse) is the source of this 2257-nucleotide messenger RNA. RefSeq names its product DEAD-box helicase 43 (gene Ddx43). The coding region runs from base 14 to 2089 and encodes 691 amino acids. The record is from RefSeq and is a predicted model, not a curated record. Lineage: Eukaryota; Metazoa; Chordata; Mammalia; Rodentia; Cricetidae. Gene Ontology annotation, molecular function: RNA helicase activity; ATP binding; RNA binding. The transcript has 17 exons.
GGCGCGACGGCCAAUGAGCGCGCCGAGGACCGGCGGGCCAGCUCGCGGGCGGCAGCGGAGCUUCUUCGACGCCGCCGCGGCCUGUGCUGCAGAGUCGGGAACGACGACGUGCGACGUGCGACGCGCGGGUCUCCUCAGAGCCAUGUCUAGGCGGGAACCCGCAGCCAACGCUUCCUCCUCGGGCGUUGCUCCCCGGCGAAGCUCGACGGGGUCCCGCGGCGCGGAGCGGACGGCGGCGGAGGAGCCGAGCCGGAGAGGCCGGGUCGGUAGCAGGAGGGCGGGCGGCGGCUGGAGAGAGCCUGCGGGGGCCGCUGCCGAGGCCACGGCCGCCGCCAGCCGCCGCGAACCGCCGCUCUGCUUCGGGGUGAAGAACGACGUGGUGGGCGCGGUGAUAGGUCGUGGUGGGUCAAAAAUUAGAGAAAUCCAAAAUACAACAAACACUAGAAUACAGGUAAUAAAAGGAAAUCCUGAGGCAGAAAUCAAAAUUUUUGGCAAUAAAGCCAUGCAAACAAAAGCAAAAACAGUGAUAGAUAAUGUUGUUAAAAAACAACAAAAUUACAUUCCAGGACACAGAGUUGAUAUUAUUGCAUUCCAACCUUCUGUUGGAACAGAUACCAGUACAAGUGACAGUGUAACAGAAGAUCAGCCAUUGAUAGAUUGGGAUCAAAUUCGAGAAGAUGCUUUGAAAUGGGAAAAGAAAAAGUGGGCAGAUUUACCUCCAAUUAAGAAAAACUUUUACAUAGAGUCAGCAACGACAAGCUCAAUGUCACAAGUGCAGAUAGACAACUGGAGGAGAGAAAAUUUUAAUAUAACAUGUGAUGACUUGAAAGAUGGUGAGAAACGUCCUAUCCCCAACCCUAUAUGUAAAUUUGAAGAUGCCUUUCAAAGUUACCCAGAAGUGAUGGAAAAUAUUAAAAGAGCAGGCUUUAAAAAACCUACACCAAUUCAGUCACAGGCGUGGCCAAUAGUUCUACAAGGAAUAGAUCUUAUUGGAGUAGCACAAACUGGAACAGGAAAGACACUGUCCUAUUUAAUGCCCGGAUUUAUCCAUCUAGACUCUCAACCACUAGCUAGAGAACAAAGAAAUGGACCAGGCAUGUUAGUCCUUACACCCACCCGGGAAUUAGCCCUUCAAGUAGAAGCUGAAUGUUCUAAGUAUUCAUAUAGUGAUCUUAAAAGUGUUUGUGUAUAUGGUGGUGGCGAUAGAGAUGGACAAAUACAAGAUGUUUCAAAAGGUGUAGACAUCAUUAUUGCAACUCCUGGAAGAUUGAAUGACCUACAAAUGAAUAACUUUGUCAACCUGAAAAGUGUAACCUAUUUGGUUUUAGAUGAAGCAGACAAGAUGCUGGACAUGGGAUUUGAACCCCAGAUAAUGAAGAUUUUGUUAGAUGUACGUCCCGACCGGCAGACUAUUAUGACAAGUGCUACUUGGCCAUAUGCUGUCCGCCGCCUUGCACAGUCUUAUUUGAAAGAGCCAAUGAUUGUCUAUGUUGGUACAUUGGAUCUAGUUGCUGUUAGUACAGUGAAGCAAAAUAUAAUCAUCACCACAGAAGAAGAGAAACGAACUCACAUCCAAACUUUCCUAGAGAAUAUGUCACCUAAAGAUAAAGUCAUCGUCUUUGUCAGCAGAAAAGCUGUUGCUGAUCACUUAUCAAGUGACCUGAUCCUCCGACACAUAUCAGUAGAGUCUCUGCAUGGCAACAGAGAACAGAGUGACCGAGAGAAAGCAUUAGAGAACUUUAAAACAGGUAAAGUGAGAAUACUCAUCGCUACUGACUUGGCAUCUCGAGGUCUUGAUGUCCAUGAUAUCACUCAUGUCUACAAUUACGAUUUUCCACGGAACAUUGAAGAAUAUGUACACAGAGUAGGACGUACUGGGAGAGCAGGGCGGACCGGCAUGUCAAUUACUCUUGUCACAAGAAAUGAUUGGAGGGUUGCCACUGAAUUGAUUAAUAUUCUGGAAAGAGCAAAUCAGAGUAUCCCAGAGGAACUUGUCUUAAUGGCUGAGAGAUACAAAGCAAAUAAACUAAAAAGAGAGAUGGAAAAAAAAUUGGGAAGACCUCAAGGAAAGCCACAGAAGUUUUACUAAACGUCUAGUGUAGCACUAGCGUGCCACAGGAUUCAAGAUUUUAUUCAAAGUGGAAUUGUUGAAAUGUAUAUCAAUAUGAAGAGACAAGGCUGAUUCUUAAAAUAAUAGUGUUUUUAAUUGUAGAAUUCAAUGUUUUGUACUUUCUUUAAUAAAAAUCAUAGUUUUUAA